Leptopilina boulardi is the source of this 1459-nucleotide messenger RNA. RefSeq lists its product as uncharacterized. The transcript has 6 exons. The record is from RefSeq and is a predicted model, not a curated record. The coding region runs from base 73 to 1083 and encodes 336 amino acids. NCBI's taxonomy places the organism in Eukaryota, Metazoa, Arthropoda, Insecta, Hymenoptera, Figitidae.
AGCGAAUGCGUUUAAGAGUUCUGAGUCAGUUUAAUGGAAAUAACUCGUUAAGUAAAUGAUCAUUGAAUAAAUAUGCUAAGAUUCUAUAUUAUUCUCACGCUCACCUGCGUAUUUCAUGCCAAAGCUAAUCCGAUUGAUAAUUUAUUGUCACUCAUAAACGCAGAGCUACCAAAAAUAUUAGAGAAUCAUGACGAGUUUUCUAAUUCGAUAAUAAGAUCCGUUUAUGCAUUAAGAGACAGUACUUCAGAUAUAAUAUUUUCUGGUCCAUGGAAUGCAACGCUUACGUUAAGUAAUAUUUUAAGCGAAGCAGCAAAAACUUUAAAUCAAAAGGAAUGCAUUGCUCGUAGACAACUUGAAUGGAAGGCAAAAGUACCAUCAAUUAAUUCUGAUCUUUACAAGUGUGUUUAUGAUAUUAUAAAAAUGGGUGAUGAGAUUCGAAAAAAUAUACAAAAUGCAUAUGAGGUUCAAGGCGAAUCAACUUCAAAAUUUCAAGCAAUUAUUAAUAAAGCAAGUCAAGAAUUAAUAAAAUAUGAUGAUGAAUUUUUUGGUUCGAUUGUAUUGUCAUUAAGUAAAUUAAGAGAAAUUACUUCAGAAAUUAUGUUUCGUGGAUGGAAUGCAACUUGUACUCUGAAAACCGUUUUAAUGAGAGGAAAUAUAAAAACAACCGAACAAAAAAAAUGUAUUAAAUUUAAGAAAACACAAUGGAUCGAAAAAUUACAAGUGUUCAAUUCAAAUAUUUAUGGAUGUUUAUUUAAUUAUAGAGAAAUGGGAAAUCCCAUUCGACAAAAAUUUCAUAACGCUAAAAAGGAAGCUUUUGAAAUUGAAAAACAAUUAAGUGAGGUGAAAAAAAAUUGUUCUUAUAAAUCGGAACAAUCGGAAAGUCAAUGUAUUUCUGAUAAUGUGAAAAAACUUGAAAUUUCUUUUGAAAAUUUAAUAAAAAACGUCACAUUUUACAAAGCUGAAGCUGCAACAUUUCGACCGAAAAUUUACGCUCAAUCAUUAAUUUGUAAUGCAAAAGUGUUGGACAAUAUUUACGAUUUAUCAAAUCAAUUUCAGAAAAAAUUAAAAAAUUGUGUAUUAUGAAACAAAACGAAGUUCAAAAUUAAAAUAAGUUUUUUAUCCUUGGAAAUAUUUUUUUUAUUUUGAAUAUGUUUGUUGUUAUUAUUAUUAUUAUUAUUAUUAUUAUUAUUAAAAGAGAGUAUUAGUACAUACUGCAAUAGUAAAAUAUUGUGUGAAUAGAUAAAAAUCAAAUAAUUACCAUUUCGAAGUGAAAUAAACAAAUUUUUCGAGAAAUAAAUCGUAGCCUUUAUGUCCUUCGGGGAUUUAUAUAUUUUUUUAUUCUUUCUACAUUUAUUAUUCAAGGUCGUUGUAAUCAGAUUUUUAUUAUUCAGUAAUCAAUUAUUAUUUUCAUGGAAAAUUUCCGUCUACAAAGCUUUCAAAUAAAACUCAUUACAAUGUC